This is a messenger RNA of Amphibalanus amphitrite, 1438 nucleotides long. RefSeq names its product trypsin I-P1-like. Gene Ontology annotation, molecular function: serine-type endopeptidase activity. The transcript is spliced from 8 exons. Lineage: Eukaryota; Metazoa; Arthropoda; Thecostraca; Balanomorpha; Balanidae. The coding region runs from base 171 to 1271 and encodes 366 amino acids. Gene Ontology annotation, biological process: proteolysis. The record is from RefSeq and is a predicted model, not a curated record.
CAGAGUGGGCGGGGCCACACGCCGGGCCGAGCUGACGAGUCUGGGUCGGUUUGAACGGUCGGUUGUCGGCUGCAGCGGGGCCAGCGGUCAACAGGCGCCUCUCGCACUGUCAGAGCUGGGAAUACAGUGCACACGUGCUGUAUACCGUGAGCACAGAGACGGGUUCCGUCAUGGGCAGCGGUAACCUCCACUGGCCGGUGGUGCUGCUCGGUGUGGCUGUGGGUUUUCUGGCGGCACCGCGGGCACUAUCUGCUGCCGGACUCGAUCGUUUUGUCCAAGGUACAUCGGUCAAAGCUUCUGACUUUUCCAAUGACGACGACCCGGCCCCGUCUCGAGGGGGACGGCUGACGCCAGCCGGGGACCAUCCGUUCGGCGGCCGGCAGACGCAGGCCAUUUACGAAGGUCAACCGGCCACCCACGACCCCGACGUGCCCUACGGCCAACGCCAGCGCUCCAAGUGGCCCUGGAUGGCUUUGCUGCGAGCCCAGAGGAAAAUGGUCUUCAUGGAGAACAUAUGCGGGGGUUCGGUGAUCGACUCCCGACACAUUCUGACGGCCGCCCACUGCAUGGAUGAACACGCCAUGAAACGGGACUCCCUUCUGGUCCGACUGGGGGAGUAUGAUACAUCCACCUUCAUGGAAGGAAACCACACAGAAUAUGACGUCGAGCGCAUUAUAUUGCACCCAAACUAUAAACCCCAUGUGGUGAACUACGACAUCGCGCUGCUGCGUCUCAGCCGGGAGAUCGCCUUCUCUUCGUCGGUGUGCACCAUUCCGCUGCCGGACGGUCCCACUGGAGACCUGGCUGGAAAGACGGUCACCGUCGCCGGCUGGGGCAUCACCGAACGAAGCCGCAACUCAGUAGACACGAGCAACGUACUGAGGGUACUCAACAUGACGGCAGUCAGUGUCGAUGACUGCCACGAUAGGAUCCAGCGGUAUCUGACUGGUGGAGCAGUACCCAAGCCGCCGCUGGAUACAUUCACCAACUUCGACGGCGGCUUCAGGAGAGGCGAAAAACUCUGCGUCGAUUACAAGUCAAAUGGCCAGGGCGUUUGCGAUGGCGACUCCGGGAGCCCGCUGCUGGAGUUUGGCCAGUUCCGGGUGGUCGGCAUCGUCUCCACCACCAUCGGUCCCUGUGCCCUCUCCAUUAUGCCGGAGCUGUACACCAGAGUCAGCACCUACCUGGACUGGAUCAAAAACGCCACCACCAUACCGGGCCAGGAGACAAAGACGCACCACUGCCAGAACCCCUUCGUCGCGGCCGACUAAUGCAGACACACCGGCAAACCGGAAACUGACAUGGGUACCAGCGAUGGCCGAUCUGGCGUCAAAGCUCUCAACGCCAAUUCCAAGAGCACCAUGCUUAUUCUGAAAUGUACGCUCAGUUUAUGCACUGGGUUAUGGACGAAAAUAAAGAGCAACUGCGUAUAUCCACG